Molecule: messenger RNA, 510 nt
Organism: Parnassius apollo (apollo)
Lineage: Eukaryota; Metazoa; Arthropoda; Insecta; Lepidoptera; Papilionidae
Source: the annotation of a GenBank genome assembly
AUGAACCCCCAGCACACUGCACCCACCAUCGUGGACGACGGCUUCGUUCUGUGGGAGUCUCGCGCGAUCUCCAAAUACUUAGUUGACAAGUAUAGUAAAGGCAACGCUCUUUACCCUGUAGACGUUCAAGCGCGUGCGGUCGUUGACCAAAGACUGGACUUUGACCUGGAUACUCUUUACGGCAGAUUCACAGAGUAUUAUUUUAAGUACUUCUUCGAAGGGAAACCGCUGGAAGAGUCAGGUUUGAAAAAGAUACAGGAGGCGCUUGGUUUCUUAGACACGUUCCUAGCGAACACCAAGUACGUAGCUGGCUCGGAGCUGACGUUAGCUGAUUUAGCUCUGUUUGUUACUGUGUCAUUCAUAGAAGCCGGCAACAUCAGCGUGAAGGAAUACCCCAAUAUUGUCAGAUGGUAUGACCUCGUGAAAUCAACAGCACCCAAGUUAGCAGCUAUAAAUGACAAACAUCUGAAAGACUUCAUAGAUUUCUUUGAUGGUCUGGCGAAGAAAUGA